Candida dubliniensis CD36 is the source of this 2346-nucleotide messenger RNA. RefSeq lists its product as uncharacterized. The record is from RefSeq and is a predicted model, not a curated record. Bases 1 to 2346 code for a protein of 781 amino acids. The transcript has a single exon. NCBI's taxonomy places the organism in Eukaryota, Fungi, Ascomycota, Pichiomycetes, Serinales, Debaryomycetaceae.
AUGACGUCAAAACUCCCUAGAGCGACUCUAGCGCAGAAAUUGCAAAUACUAGAUUAUUAUCACAAAUCAGAUAGACCACAACUGGAAACUGUUGAUAAAUUUAAGAAUGAGGUUUCAAUUUCGACAUCUUCAUUCAGUGAAUGGUUAAAAAAUGAACCGGAAUUAAGAAAACGAUAUAAUCAAGCAGAUUUCAAGUUUUCUAAAAAUAGUAAAAGAAAAGUGAAAUUCAAGUAUGAAGAAAUAAACAAGGCAAUGGAUAAAUUGGUGAUUGGGAGAUUAGAGAGAAACGAGCCUAUUACUGAACCAAUACUAAGAGAGCAUUGGUCAGUUUAUGCUCAUCAGUAUGGGGUUGAUGAUCCAAAGAGGUUACACAGUUUUAGUCAUGGUUGGCUUAGUCAGUUUAAGAAGCGACAUGGAAUCAAUAAGAAAUCAAAUAAUGGCUCUCAAAAGAAUGCAAAAAAUGGUACAUCCAAAAAUGCUGUUGAAGUUGAUUCUGAUUCAAUUCAUAUUCAAAGUAACGAUGAAGAGGAAAAUGUGGAGAAUGGCUUUGAACCUUUGGAUGGUCCCGAGGUAGAGGUAUCUGGAGUGGAGGACCAAAAUUACGACCCAAAGUUUUCCACCAUAAGCCAUGAACACAAUAUUCGGAAUCCAACCGAAAAUAGCAAUGAACCAAGGACGAAAAAAGCAAGAUUGGAUGGUCGCAACAAUGCAUCACAGCUUGAAGCCAAUUCAAAUUUUGAUUUGUUAGCUCAGCAAAGACAGCAUUCACAACCACUGUCACUAUUAACAUCACCAUCGCCCAACUCGGACCAUUCACAACAACAAUUAGAACGCCGCCGUCGAAAGCGACACCAGCUGCCACAAGAACAGCAACAUAUCGACCACCAACAACAACAAGAUCAGCAACAACAACAGGCAAGAUUACAAGGGGACAAACAUUCAGAGAACUCAAAUAGAAACAAUCAGGAACAUUACAUACAACAUGGGCAAGCAAAUGUUAGAAAUGAGGCUCAGUUACUUCAAGAACAACAGAAACAAUUGCAGAAAUCGAAACAACAACCAACAGGUACAGACACUGUUCCUCGAAAUCAAUUUAGACCACAACAGGGUCUUAGUUUUAGUCAUAGUAAUUCUCCAAUCAUGAGUUUUGGGAUGGACAAACACAAUAUGCAAUUACAAAACCAAUAUCAAAAGAGUCAUCGUCAUGGCGCUAACCAAUCAAACACAGUACCAGAAGAUAUACAAAAUCCAAGCCCUGACCAGGAUUUUAGAAAUAGUUUAAUGAACAACAAUGGAAAUAAGAACACAAUCAAUUAUAGCCCCAAUCAACUUUAUAAAGAACAGAGACAACUAUUAAAUGACGAUUAUUCAUCAGGAAUAACCAAAUCGAAUGAUUCAAGAAAUUCCAGAGUAAUUUCCAAUAACGAUGACACAGAAACAGAAGUAAGUACAAACCAGGCAUUGCUAACUGGUAGAAUGACAGAAGAGGAAACGAAAGCAGCCAGCGAAUUAAAUAAUAUCACUAAUCCAAUUACAGCAACCGAUAUGGAGAGAUUCAUUUAUAUGUUUGCCGAUAGAUUUUUCCAUUUACAUCAGUAUGAGUACCCUCAAACAGUAAAAGUUUUCCAAGAAUUCAAACUGUCAUUUUUUAAUGAAAGAAUUAUGAAUAAUAGAACAUCAAAGCAGCAACAGCAGCAACAGCAACAGCAGCAGCAGCAACAGCAACAGACAUCUUUGCCUCAACAGCUGCAAGUGCAACCACAAUUACAACAGCAGCAACAACCGUCUCCAUCUAUGCAAUCAACACAACAAAUACAACAGCCAAUGAUUUACCACCAUAACGGUCGUCAACAACAACAACAACAACAGCAACAGCAGCAGCAGCUUAAUAGAAAUACCAUAUCCUCACAAUUACCAGCUCUUGUUGCUGCAACCGCUAGUUUGGUCAAUAACAAUCAAUCAAAUAUGUCACUUAAAAACGCUAAUUCUACUAUGGUCUUGAAUCCACAGCUGAAUCCGCAUCAAAGACAACAACAACAACAGCAUGAGCAUCAACAACCACCCACUUUACCCACUCCAUUACAGAAAAUUGACAGUUCAAAGAGUCAUCAUUUAGUAAUGUCGCCGUCGCCAAUGGACACAUUAGUGCAACUUCAAUUGCGUCAACAAGGCGCUCAAAGUAGUUUACAACAACAACAGCAACAGCAACAACAAAUUUCAAACUUUGAUGAUUAUUUACGAUCGAUGAAUGCACAAACUUUGUUAAAUAGCCAACCAAGUGCUACAAGAAAUAAUGGACUAACAGAAAUGAAUUUAGAUAGAAAUUCAAGAAUGACAAAAUCAUAA